Messenger RNA from Papaver somniferum (opium poppy), 1524 nucleotides. Its product is annotated as vinorine synthase-like. The transcript has a single exon. Lineage: Eukaryota; Viridiplantae; Streptophyta; Magnoliopsida; Ranunculales; Papaveraceae. The coding region runs from base 1 to 1524 and encodes 507 amino acids. The record is from RefSeq and is a predicted model, not a curated record.
AUGAAUGAUACCAUGAAGAUUGAAGUACUAUCAAAAGAGUCCAUUAAACCCUCAUCUCCGACUCCCGAUAACGUCAAAACUCACAGUUUAUCCAAUUUAGAUCAGAUUUUUCCUCCAUUGUAUGUUGAUCACCUCCUUUACUAUCCAAACUUGGAGAGUAAUGGCAGCAGCCUUGGCGAUGGUGAGCACGGUAGGAACAUGAUCAUCUCAGCAUCAUCUCGUCGUCGCUGUGAUGUUCUCAAGCAAUCCUUAGCUGAGACAUUAACCAGAUACUAUCCAUUGGCUGGAAGAAUAAAAGAUGAGAAAUCUGUUGAGUGUAAUGACGAGGGUGUGGACUAUAUCGAGGCCAGAGUGGUAGGUAAAGAAGUCUCUCAAGUUAUGCAACUCGCCAGUUCCGAUAUUGAGGUUAUGGAACCAUUCCUACCUCAUGAGCCUUACGGAGGGACUGGGUCGUUUAGGCGAGCGGGAUUGCAUUCGAACUCCAAAGCUCUCUUAAAAAUCCAAGUCAAUGUCUUCGGUUGUGGUGGAAUGGUUAUCUGUCUCGCCUACUCACACAAGAUAGUUGAUGCGUCUUCGUUCGCUAGUUUUGUGAAGGAUUGGACAGAAACAGCUCGUGUUGCAGCGGUUGAUAAGCCUUGUUACAUAAUUUCAUCCAUCUUCCCACCAGCAAGUUUCAGUGAUCAAGAAGAAAAAGAACCUGCAGAAGUCCAAAUCGUACCAGAUAGAAUUGAUAUACUUACCAAAAGAUUUGUGUUCAAGGAUUCAAGUAUAGCUAAACUUAAGAAAAAGUGCAUCAACGUAAACGCCAACAACGGAUCAGAUAAACAGAUCGAUAAGCAAGAACAUAACAUGCAGCAGCUGCCGACACGAUUUGAAGCGUUAACAUCCUUUAUAUGGAUGUGUUUCAUGGAUGUGGAUCUUCAGUCCAAAGCAAAACAGAUAGACGAUGCCGUCAGUUCUGUAAAUGUUGUUUCUGAUCCAAAUCAGGUGCAGUACGUAGCAUCAUUUGCAAUAAAUUUGAGGACUAGGAUGAUUCCACCAUUGCCAGACAAUAGUUUCGGGAAUAUGACUGAGGGUACUUUUGCAGAAGUAUCACGUAACCUAACAGGUAGCAAUCUUAAUAGCAACGGUUUUCAUGAUCAAAGACAAAACUAUCCAGAGUUGGUGUCCAAGAUCAAGGAUUCCAUAAAGUCGAUCGACAAUGAGCACGUGAAAGCCAUGAAAAGCAACUUUGCAAUCUCAUGUAACCAUAUGAAGAUGCAUCAGAUGUUGAAGGAAGAGGCAUUUAACGAUGAUAAUAAGACGUUUUUAAUGUUCAGCAGUUGGUGUAGGUUCCCCAUAUAUGAAGCAGACUUUGGUUGGGGAAAACCCAAUUGGGCUAGCAUAUCUAAACUACUUUAUAAAAACUGUGUUAUGUUUAUUGAUACAAGUUCAGGGGAUGGGAUAGAAGCCUGGGUAAGCUUGAAAGAGGAAGACAUGGUUGAAUUUGAACGUCACGAAGAACUCCUUGCAUUGGUUUCUUAA